AUGGCGUCCCAAGUGGACCUCAUCAUCAUUGCGCUCGCCGUGCUCCUCCCCCUCCUCUUCUGGUUCCGCGAGUCUCUUCCCUUCGUCGGCGGCAGCAAGAAAAGCCACGAUGCCGGCCAUGUCGCAGCAACGGGUGGUGACGAAGAGGAAGGCGAUCCCCGCGACUUUGUGGGCAAGAUGACGCGCGCUGGCAAGCGCUGCGUCGUCUUCUACGGCACCCAGACUGGUACCGCUGAGGAGUACUCGAUCCGCUUGGCCAAGGAGGCCAAGUCGCGCUACGGUCUGUCGUCGCUCGUGUGCGACCCCGAGGAGUACGACUUCAACAACCUCGACCAGGUUCCCGAGGACUGCUGCGUGUUCUUCGUUAUGGCAACGUACGGCGAGGGAGACCCGACGGACAACGCCGAGCAGUUCUGGGAGUUUAUCAUGGAGGAGAACGUCCAGUUUUCGCAGGGCGGCGACUCGCUUGAGAACCUCAACUAUGUCAUCUUUGGCCUCGGCAACCGCACCUACGAGCAUUUCAACGGCGUUGGCCGCAAGCUCGACGCCAAGCUCGCGGCUCUCGGUGCACACCGCAUUGGCACGCUGGGCGAGGGCGAUGACGACAAGGCCCUCGAGGAGGACUACCUCGAGUGGAAGGACCCCAUGUGGGAGGACUUCUCCAAGCGCAUGAACGUUGAGGAGGGCGGCGCCGGCGAUGUCGCCGACUUUGUCGUCACCGAGGUAACCCCCGACGAGAAGAAGGUCUACCACGGCGAGCUCUCGUCGCGCGCUCUGCUCGCCACCACGUCGGGCACGUCCACCCCUGUCGGUUCGUACAACUCGAAGAACCCCUACGCGUCCCCGGUCCUCAUUACCCGCGAGCUCUUCGCCGUCGACGGCGAGCGCAACUGCGUUCACAUCGAGUUUGACCUGACCGGCUCUGGCCUCUCGUACCAGCAUGGCGACCACGUCGGCGUCUGGCCGUCCAACCCCGACCUCGAGGUUGUGCGCACAAUGACCGUCCUCGGCCUCCUUGACAAGCGCAACGCUGUGGUCGACAUUGUCUCGCUCGACCCCGCUCUUGCCAAGGUCCCAUUCCCGACUCCCGCUACCUACGAGGCCAUUUUCCGCCACUACAUCGACGUUGCCGCCACCGCAUCGCGCCAGACCAUCGCGUUCCUCGCCCGCUACGCGCCUAACGAGGAAGCCAAGGCAAAACUCACUCUCUGGGGUAACGACAAGAAUGCGUACCACGACGAUGUCGACGGCCCGCGCCUCACCCUUGCCGAGGUUCUCAUGGCCGCUGCCGGCGACAAGCUGAACCCGCCCUUUGACAACGUCACCAAGUGGGAGAUCCCGCUCGACCGUAUCAUCUCGACUGUUCCGCGUCUCCAGCCUCGCUACUACUCGAUCUCGUCCUCGUCCAAGCUCUACCCGUCCGCUGUCCAUGUUACCGCUGUCGUGCUCAAGUACUCGUCAACCCAGUCCAAGGUCCAUGACAACAACUCGCGCUUCGUCUAUGGCCUUUCGACCAACUUUAUCCACCACGUUAUGCAGAUGAGCCACAACGGCACGUCCAACGGCAUUCCGAACGGCGGCAGUGGCCUGACGUUUGGCGGCCUUGCGGGCGCCGACGGCAGCAUCCGCCUGGACGGACUCGCGCCCACGUACAAGAUCUCUGGCCCUCGCGACUUCCACCUCAAGGACAACAUCUACCGCGUCCCUGUUCACAUUCGCCGCAGCACCUUCCGCCUCCCCACCUCGCCCAAGGUUCCCAUCAUUAUGAUCGGCCCCGGUACCGGUGUCGCGCCGUUCCGCGGCUUCGUGCAGGAGCGCGUUGCGCUGGCGAAGAAGGCGCGGGAGAAGGCUGGUGCUGACGCGGCAAACGCACUCGAGUCCUGGGCACCCAUUCACCUCUUCUACGGCUGCCGCCGUGAGGAGGAGGACUUCCUCUACCGUGACGAGUGGCCGGGUUACCUCAAGGAGCUCGACCCCGUCUUCAAGAUGCACAAUGCGUUCUCGCGCGGCCCGACCCGCAAGCCUGACGGCUCAAAGAUCUACGUCCAGGACCUCAUCUGGGACCUUCGUGCCGAGCUCGCACCGCUUAUCCUGGACAAGCGCGCGUACAUCUACAUCUGCGGCGACGCCAAGAACAUGGCAAAGAGCGUCGAGGACCGUCUCAUCCACAUGCUCGCUGAGGCCCGUGGAGGAACCCCCGAGGUCGAGGGCGUCAAGGAGCUGAAGGUCCUCAAGGACCGCAACCGUCUCAUGACCGAUGUCUGGAGCUAG
This is a messenger RNA of Cutaneotrichosporon cavernicola, 2271 nucleotides long. RefSeq lists its product as uncharacterized. Gene Ontology annotation, cellular component: cytosol. The record is from RefSeq and is a predicted model, not a curated record. Bases 1 to 2271 code for a protein of 756 amino acids. The transcript has 2 exons. NCBI's taxonomy places the organism in Eukaryota, Fungi, Basidiomycota, Tremellomycetes, Trichosporonales, Trichosporonaceae. Gene Ontology annotation, molecular function: flavin adenine dinucleotide binding; FMN binding; NADPH-hemoprotein reductase activity.